ACAUAAAUGCAACCAAAACGUCAGCUACGGAAAUGUGAAAAGUUGAUGAAAAACGAUACAAAUCGGGGUCAAAAUCGAUUAAAAACUACAUUUAUUAUUUCGUCAAUUACAUUUGGAUAGAAAAAAAAUCGAUUAUUUUUUGUACGGUUAAAUUGUUCAUUCGAAUAUAAAAUCUACAUAAAAUGAAUAUGUUAGAAAGAAAUUUAUGUGAGCCGUGAAUAAUUGUUGUGUUUAUUUAUUUGUUUGUUUUGUUCAAUUCUAUUUAAUUGUGAAGCAAAUCAGUGUUUUGACAGCGCUAAACUAGUAUCUCGUCGAAUAAUUCAACGGAAUGAAGUGGAGCUACAAUUUGAUUCGAUUAUGAGUUGGCUUGAUAAAGUGAUAAAAUUAUCGACGAAACAAAAUAACGAUCUCUUGAUUGAAUGGCAAUGACUGAAACUUCCUCGGCAUCCGUACAAUGGUUGCGGCGUUACAAACUAUUCUUUUUUGGUGGUUUGAUACUCUUUGCAAUCCAAUUAUUUCUCGGUUAUUUGUUACCAAUAUUUGGCAAUACCGAUGACAUUUACAAUUCGAACGCUGCAUCGUUGUACAGUAAUUUAAUUGAAAUUCAAAAUGGAUAUAAAAAUCAGGCGGCAUUCGAUGAAUUAUUCCAUGACGAAGAGACGAUGGCAUUCGAUGAUGAAGACAUAAGCAAUAGCAAUCCAAUUGUUAAUUUCAAAGAAUUAACUGUGGGCGGCGCAGGUGGCGGUGGUCUAGCGUUACCAAAAAUUUUUGUGGCCUCAUCGGCCAAAGGUGGCAUUAACGGUCAUCAUCAAAUCAAUACCAAUAAUAUUCACAAUGAGAUUCAUUUGAAUGUCGCCAAAGAUACAAAGGGCGAUAAUAGUAAGAGUAAUCAAGUGAAAUUGACACCAUCAUCAUCGUCCGAUACGAAUUUAAAAUUAGAUAUAAAUAAAUUUAAGCCAAUAUGCGAUAUUGUGGCGAAAGAAGCCAUCUCAGCAAUUUAUCGUGCCCAAAGUCGUCAAUGUAAAGAGCUAAUUGCAAAUACAACAUGUGCCAUACAAAGUGGUACGUUUUAUCCGAACACUUUGCCUAAUUACUGCCCACACGAACCGUACAAUAAAAAUAAACCGCUUGGCUGUUUCAAAGACGAUAAAAAAUUUCGAACACUCUCCGGUUAUUAUAUCAAUUUUAAGACAACAAACACACCCACAAAAUGUAUUCAACUGUGUCUGCAAUCCGGUUUCGUUUAUGCUGGCGUUCAAUAUUCAACUGAAUGUUUUUGUGGAAAUUCCAUACCAGAGAAUACGGCAAAAUUACCUGAUCCCGAAUGCAAUUACAAAUGUUCUGGAGACCAAAAACAAUUGUGCGGCGGUUAUUUUACAAUCAAUGUCUUUGAAACUGGUAUUAAACAAUUCAUUCCACAGACGGGUGUAUUAGCCAUAAAAUCCGAGUUACCAAAAGUUCGGAUUGCAUUUUUGCUGACACUGAAUGGCCGUGCAGUACGUCAAGUGCAUCGACUACUAAAAUUAUUAUAUAGCGAAGAGCAUUAUUACUAUAUUCAUGUUGAUUCGCGUCAAGAUUAUAUGUAUGAAGAGUUGUUAAAAUUGGAGAAAAAAGUAAAUAAUAUACGUUUGGCACGUCAACGAUAUUCAACAAUAUGGGGUGGUGCCUCGUUGUUGCGUAUGUUAUUGGCAUCGAUGACUGAAUUAUUACAAACCGCCGACUGGAAAUGGGAUUUCAUCAUAAAUUUAAGUGAAAGCGAUUUUCUGGUGAAGACCAAAGAGAGCUUAGUUAAUUUUUUAAGUGCGAAUCGUGAUAAAAAUUUUGUUAAAUCGCAUGGACGUGAAGUGCAACGUUUCAUUCAGAAACAGGGAUUAGAUAAGUCAUUCGUUGAAUGUGAUACGCACAUGUGGCGAAUUGGUGAUCGUGACCUACCGCACGGCAUUCAAAUUGAUGGUGGCAGCGAUUGGGUUGGCCUAUCCCGAACAUUUGUUAAAUACAUCACAUCAAUCGAUGACCAUCAACCCGAUGAACUGUUGACUGGCCUACUUCGAAUAUUCAAUCAUACACUUUUGCCGGCCGAAUCAUUUUUCCAUACGGUUUUACGAAAUUCGCAAUUCUGUCACACAUACAUCGAUAAUAAUUUGCAUGUAACCAAUUGGAAACGUCGAUUGGGUUGCAAAUGUCAAUACAAACAUGUUGUCGAUUGGUGCGGUUGCAGUCCAAAUGAUUUUAAAAAUGAAGAUUGGCCACGUUUACUGUCAACGGAGAGUAAGCAGUUAUUUUUUGCACGAAAAUUCGAACCGAUUGUCAAUCAAGCCAUCAUUUUGCACUUGGAAGAAUGGUUGAUUGGACCAUAUGCAGCCGGUUAUCCAAAUUUACACAGUUAUUGGCAAAGUGUUUAUCAUUCGCGCGACAAAAGUCCGAAAAUUGACGAAGCAUUAAUUACAGUUGCAUCCAGUUUGGCAUGCCAUCAUAUUAAUAUAAAUUAUACGGUGAAAAGUAUAAUCGAAGUUACAACCUAUAUGGAUCGUGAUCAAUACAAAGGAUUCUUGGUGCAUCAUGAUAUCGUUCAUGUGGCAAACAAUAUGGAUGUUAUUCAAUUGGAAUUAUUGACACGGCCACAACAAUUUGGCCGUGUAUCACGGUCGACAACGUUGGGAAAACGCAUUAAAAGCAUUGAAGUGAGCACAGAAUAUGAUCAAAAAGAGCAGAUAUUACGAAAUUUCGCAAAAAUUAUGGGACCAAAUGCCGAACCAACGUUUUUAAUUCGUUUGGCCGAAAUCAAUUCGGAACCGAACAUUUUCACCGCACGCAAUUAUAAUUUAACGGUGCUAUGGAUUAAUCCAGCUGGUUAUUUAAGUGACAUAUCCGAUAUACACAUUGAUGCAUCGAGCGCAUCACAAACCAUAUCGUUUGCAAAAUCAAAUUUAAAAGCACCAUUGUUGGCCGGCAUUUGGACGGCCAAAUUGGUUUACGCACAUGCAAUGAUUGCACAAUGUAAUUUUUUAAUUAUUCCAAAAAUUCAUGGCGAUGCAAAUUCAACAAAAUUGUUCGACGCCACACAACCGCAUUCACAAUCGAUUUCAAAUGAACGUCAAACAAAAUACUGGAAUCAAUUUUUGCCGGCUGCUAAAGAUGCUGAAGUAAUGAAAGAACAAGCUUUAAUAAAUGCUAAAUUAAUUGAUGACGAACGAAUCAUGUGGAUAAGUGAUUUAAUCAAUAAAUUCUUUGUGAUCAAAGAAACGUGUGUGGUAGAACGUACCAAUGUUCUACCCAAUUUACAGCAAUGUAAUGAAACGCACUGGAGCUCAUUCGCCCCAGAUCCGAAAAGUGACUUGUUUGCUAAACCCAUUCUCAACAAUCCAUGAACAAUUGAACAUAUUACGACUAUUAUUUCAUUCGAGAUUAUUGGUUAAAUUGAAUACUCUAUGAGAGAGAGAGAGAAAUUUGAAUAAUUUCAAAUUGAAUCUAUUUAUCAUUUGAGAUGGGCUGCGUAAUUUUUCAGGCUGAUAAAGACAAAAAAACCCUUGAUAUAGUAUAUUAAAAAAAAAGAGAAACCAUAUCUAAUAGUGUUAGUUCUUAAAUUUUUAAGUCAAAAUUGUUGCAUUUGAAUUGUAUGUAAUGAUUGAAGUGAACAUUGGACAUCACAAAAUCUAUUGCGUCUAGUUUACUUUUAUUACAGACAAACAUUAAUACGACCUUUCUUGAAUAACCAAAAUGAUGUUAUACAUUAAAACAAAUAUAUUGUAUUCUAGUUUAUUGAAAAGAGUCAUUCUUGUAUAUGUGAAAAGUGAAACAGAACAAAUUUGAAAUUACAUACGUGUAAAUACUAUAAUUUUAAGAGACGUGAAAUAAAAUCUGUUGACAUGAAAAAAUUUUCGA
Molecule: messenger RNA, 3882 nt
Organism: Contarinia nasturtii (swede midge)
Lineage: Eukaryota; Metazoa; Arthropoda; Insecta; Diptera; Cecidomyiidae
Gene: oxt
Product: xylosyltransferase oxt
Exons: 4
Coding region: 420-3368 (982 amino acids)
Biological process (GO): chondroitin sulfate proteoglycan biosynthetic process; heparan sulfate proteoglycan biosynthetic process
Cellular component (GO): membrane
Molecular function (GO): protein xylosyltransferase activity
Source: RefSeq, a predicted model, not a curated record